AUGGAGAACAAAGUGAUUGAGAAAACAUCGAAGCCAAGCAAUCGACAUCCUCCUCGUCGAAUAGAAUAUUGGGCUGGUAAAAAACUUACAAAAGCUUCAUCGGAUCUUUUUCUCGAUCGACCUCGACCAGCGAAUACUGUUUUUUCAGGUCCUAAUGCUGUAUUUAUUCAACGGUACCCUAUUCGAGAUACUAUUGGAGAGUUGAACGACGGAGAAGCAUCAGUACUUCGUUCACUUGAUCUUGGUUAUUUGACAAGAGGAUAUGCAAUAGAUCCACCACUGCGUCGAACGGCAUUUCCAGGUGAAAUUGGCUGGACAGCAAUAUACUAUCGUCGAUAUUUAAAACCUUAUAAAUAA
Messenger RNA from Rotaria socialis, 357 nucleotides. The record is from the annotation of a GenBank genome assembly. NCBI's taxonomy places the organism in Eukaryota, Metazoa, Rotifera, Eurotatoria, Philodinida, Philodinidae.